Molecule: messenger RNA, 1194 nt
Organism: Struthio camelus australis
Lineage: Eukaryota; Metazoa; Chordata; Aves; Struthioniformes; Struthionidae
Source: RefSeq, a predicted model, not a curated record
AUGCUCACAGUGAAGAUGGAAGCUGAAGAAGAAGGGUCAAAAAAACUAUCCGAAGUAAACUUUGAAAACUUACCUUCCACCUACCAUAAUGAGUCCAACACAGAAACCAGAAUUGGUAAUAAGACUGUUCAGACUCACCAAGAAAUUGAUAAGGUUACAGAUAACAAAACUGGAUCAACAAUUUACUCUGAGACGGUUAUUACAUCUAUAAAAGAUGGAGAAAACAAAAGAAAUCAUGAGUGCAUCAUUGACGAAGACUGUGAAACAGGGAAAUAUUGCCAGUUCUCCAGCUUUGAGUACAAGUGUGAGCUCUGUAAAACCCAGCAUACACAUUGCUCACGGGACGUUGAAUGUUGCGGAGACCAGUUUUGCGUUUGGGGUAAGUGCAGGAAAGCUGCUUCAAAAGGAGAGAAUGGAACCAUUUGUGAGAACCAACAUGACUGCAACCCCGGAAUGUGCUGUGCUUUUCAGAAAGAACUACUGUUUCCUGUGUGUACUCCAUUACCUGAAGAAGGUGAACCCUGCCAUGAUCCUUCAAACAGACUUCUCAACCUGAUCACCUGGGAACUGGAACCCGAUGGAGUACUUGAGCGAUGCCCAUGUGCAAGCGGCUUGAUCUGCCAACCUCAGAGCCACAGCACUGUGUCUGUGUGUGAACUGUCCUCCAGUGAAACCAGAAAUAAUGAAAAAGACGACCCCUUAAUCAUGGAUGAGAUGCCAUUUCUCAGUUUGAUACCUAGAGAUGUUCUUUCCGAUUACGAAGAAAGCAGCAUCAUUCAGGAAGUGCGUAAAGAAUUAGAAAGUCUGGAGGACCAAACAGGUUUGAAGGAGCCUGACUCAGCUCAUGACCUGCUUUUGGGAGAUGAAAUUUAAAGUCCAAACACCACACAGUUUAGUUAUUCAGUUAUUUCUAGGAAUUUUUGUCUAGUGUCGUGCUUAUAUAAACCCUAAACACAUACUCCUGGAUAGAAGUGCAAUAAACAAGGUUUUUCGAUGAGCAGCCUUUCCUGUGCACCAAAGCUGCAUGUUCGAACUAUUGUUGAUUUCAUUCUAUCAAUCCUUGGACCAAACUUCUGGGUAAAGACAAAUGACAAAUACCAGUGUUUCCUUUGGAUUCGUACUUUCCCCUUUUACGGUAGAAAUAAACUUAUCACAUCAGUACUUGUACUCAUUAAAUAUAAACAUAUUAACUUA